Molecule: messenger RNA, 1728 nt
Organism: Colletotrichum navitas
Lineage: Eukaryota; Fungi; Ascomycota; Sordariomycetes; Glomerellales; Glomerellaceae
Product: peptidase S8/S53 domain-containing protein
Exons: 6
Coding region: 1-1728 (575 amino acids)
Biological process (GO): proteolysis
Molecular function (GO): serine-type endopeptidase activity
Source: RefSeq, a predicted model, not a curated record
AUGGCUCCUGGAAUCUCAGUUCGUGUGCCGCUCGCCGCCAGGAACGAGACCUCGGUCGCGGCGUCCGGGGCGAUGGCCGUGAGCACAUUAGCAGUUGUAGGUGCUGGCAUAGGCGGCUUUUACACUGUCAACGGUGUUACAGCGCCUAUUGCAGCAGGCGCAUCUGUUGUCGCCGGCUCAGCACCUUCGAACCCGAAUGAUCCACCAAAGUCUAACGAUCCCGAAUCGGAACCACCAGCCAGCACCACCAGUUCGGAGCUACCGACUUCCAGUACAUCGUCGUCCGCAGUUCCAAGCGCUACAAGCGCAGACUACAUCAUCUUCGCCAAGGAAAACACUGACAAGGCUGACGGCGAUGGCUUCAGUAACACCCUGGCAGGGCUGGUCGGCGCAGACAACAUGGUCACCAUUGUAAAUGAUGCCGACAUCCCCUUCAUCUGGCGCGCAGACCUCACUGCCGACCAACUUGAAAAGGUCAAGGCCGACCGCGUCAUCGCCAGAGCCGACAUCAACCGCCCUCUUACACGCGACGAUCCAGAGCCGGAUAAGACCCAGUCGUCGGCUACUCGGCGGAAGCGUGCAGAGAUCGCGCAGAGCCCGAUCCGCAACAACGGCAUCUUUGACCUGCGUACACUUUCGACGCCGCCGAAACAAAAAGACGUACUCCCCGAUUAUCGAUACGACGACUUUGCCGGCCACGGCAUCACCGUGUACGUCGUCGACACCGGCCCAUUCGACCUGCAGCACGAGGAGUUCACCGCGCCCAGCACCGACAUCACCCGCCGGGAGUUGAACGUCGCCAGAAACAAGAGGUUCAGUCUGAAGGAUACCCAACACGGGACGUGCGUGGCUUCCAAAGCUGUCGGUGUAACAACGGGAGUAGCAAAGCGCGCAAACCUCGUCGGCGUGCGCAUCGAUUUUACCGAGUUCGGUCUGCUCCGCGGUCUCCAGGCCGCCGCCAACGAAAUCAAGCAAAAGGGGCUCAAAGGCAAGGCAGUUGUCACCACAUCCAUCCUCAUGAGGGCGCCUAACACCAUCUACACCACCUCGAUGCGCAGCGUCAUUAGGGGCUUGAUCAGCUUGGAUGUCCCCGUUGUCGCGGCUGCUGGAAACAAGUUCCGGGACGGCCUCGCAGAGCCAGACAAGUUGCCAGCAGUCAUGGCCAAGGAGUUCCCCGUCAUCGUGGUAGGCUCGGCCGGGACGGAUUUCAAAAUUGCUCCGACAAGCAAGCGCGGUAAUCUUGUCACGACGUAUGCCAUCGGCGCCAACAUCAAGUGCGCGGACCCUCUCGACCAGACGGGUCUCGCGACAGACUCGGGCACUUCUUUCGCCGCACCUCAAGUUGCAGGUAUGGUGGCCUACUGGAUGUCACAUCCAGAGUUUGCUGCCGGCUUACCACCAGGCUCGGUGGCUAAGACGCUCCGCAACAUGAUAGCAACCCCCGAAACGCCGACGUGUAAUUUGUGUGGUGCCGAAUUUUCCAGUGACAAGGCUGGCAACCUGGGGGGGCAGGUUGGCUGCGCAGAUGCUGAGGUAGCCGGGAGCGCGUGCGCAGCCAACGAUGGCUGUAAAUCUUGGGCUUUUGGCAAUGAGGACCGGGGCACAUACAAUAUUCCUGUGUGUCUUCUCUUUGAUCAAUUGGCAACACAAAUUGUCAGCCAGGCACCGCCAGACGCAGAGGGAAAAUGCCCCUUCAGAUACAACGAUAAGGCUUGCCCUGUAUCUUAA